Molecule: messenger RNA, 3645 nt
Organism: Dicentrarchus labrax (European seabass)
Lineage: Eukaryota; Metazoa; Chordata; Actinopteri; Moronidae
Gene: htr1d
Product: 5-hydroxytryptamine (serotonin) receptor 1D, G protein-coupled
Exons: 2
Coding region: 1478-2635 (385 amino acids)
Biological process (GO): vasoconstriction; G protein-coupled receptor signaling pathway, coupled to cyclic nucleotide second messenger; chemical synaptic transmission
Cellular component (GO): dendrite; plasma membrane
Molecular function (GO): G protein-coupled serotonin receptor activity; neurotransmitter receptor activity
Source: RefSeq, a predicted model, not a curated record
UCAAGACCUCCGAGAAACGCAGAUUUGAAUGCAACUUGUUGACGUCUCUGUGAUCUCUCCCGGCGCAGAGUGGAUCGCAUCAGCACUGAGAAGCCCCAGUGUCUCCGUCCGGGGGUUUAAUUGUUGAUGGAGACAAUGAGAGCCUUGAUGCAUCAGAUGGAGCUUCACACUUGUUUUUCCUUUCUUUUUUUUCUUUUUUUUUUACACUUUUCACACAUUCUGCCCGCUGAACUCUGGAAAAAGAAAUUUUUGAAGUAACUGUUGUCAAGUCGUUUAGUGAGCGGGAUUCCAUAAAUUCGAGUCGCUCAAGUUUGCGGGACAACUGAAAUGACCGGUUUUAAAUGCUUAACAGAGACAAAUGCGCUCUACCUGUUCGAAGAACCAAUCGCAAUUAACAGCAACACCUACAGAAACUGUGGCUGGUUCCCUCAACGUAACCCGUCCGUCUUUCAUUUGUCCGUACUGGACGUGCGUAAAUGAAGGACGCCGCUGCCGGGAUUCCCUGAUUGCCUUUGUGCACCGCUUUUGUUAAAGAGAAAGAGGAGAGAAAAUCGUCAAUAUGAAGGAAAAAGACAUGGAUUAAGAUGCCACAGAGGAAACUUCAUUGAAGUCUGACAAAACCUUCUCAGCUGUAUGGACGCAACAACUGAGAGUUUACCUGACAAUGAAGAGGAGAUGCUAAUACAUUUAACACUGGGAACUUAUAUAACUGCCAAAAGCUGUAUGGAUAUCAAACAAUUACAUACAAGUGGAUUGGGUGACUAGGAAUUUUCCUCUGUUUCUGGCGUAUUCAAUGUGAACCAUGUUACUGUAAUGUUCUGGCUUUCCAAUAUUAUCAAAGACAUGACGCACAGCCAAGUUUCAGUACAAACCUCAAUUUAGAAGGCUUCACGUGGACUUGAGAAUAGAUAAAAGAGAGACAACAAGCAAACCUGUGUAUCUGUCGUCAUCUUCUUCCUACAUGCAGCUCCCCGCUUAGCUUUAUUGAAAAGGAGGAGACCAUUAAAGCAUUUGAUAGAUAGGAAGGCUUGGUCUGAAGGUGUUGUUGUCGGCUGGCUGCCGGUUGGAGAUGAGAUAAGAGCACUGGGAAGAGAGAAAAGUGCCUGUCUGACAGGAGCUGAAUACAAAUUAGGGUUCGUCUCUCCUGCAGCUACACCAGUGAGGCGAAUCGAUAUUAUAGAAGCGAGAUGGACAAAUUAGUCGACUUCAAUUACAAGAGCAUUAGUUGUGAACUGAAAUGAUGGAAUUAGAUGUUUGCUAAAGGUUGCAUUGUAAUACAAGAGAUGGAAAAUGAAGGAAAAUAAAGAGGAUCAAAGAGAAGCUCCUUCAUUUUCUAUAGCCAAAACCAACGGUGCCAAGCCACUGUACAGCCUCUGUCAGUGCCAUGCCUGAACUGAUCCAUGUGCCAUUUCAGAUAACAGUGAUGAGGCUGGUCUAAACCUUGGAGAAAAUAGGGUUUUAAAGGAGCAGAGUCGAGAUGGAGAUAGAUAAUAGCUCACUGGACUACUUUACCAGCAACUUCACAGAGAGUCCUGACACCACCACAACUCCGCCCUGGAGUGAGGCCACGCUACUCGGCCUCCAGAUCUCGCUGUCUGCGCUGUUAGCUGUGGUCACCCUGGCUACUGUGCUUUCAAAUGCCUUUGUCAUCGCCACCAUCUUUCUGACCAGGAAGCUCCACACACCUGCCAACUUCCUGAUCGGCUCCCUUGCCGUCACAGACCUGCUGGUGUCUAUUUUAGUCAUGCCGAUUAGCAUCGUCUACACUGUCAGUAAGACCUGGUCGCUGGGGCAGAUUGUUUGUGACAUCUGGCUGUCGUCUGAUAUCACGUUCUGCACGGCCUCCAUCUUGCACCUGUGUGUGAUCGCACUGGACCGCUAUUGGGCCAUUACAGACGCACUGGAGUACUCAAAACGCCGCACCAUGCGCCGGGCGGGGGUCAUGGUAGCUGUGGUGUGGGUGAUCUCUAUAUCGAUUUCCAUGCCUCCUCUUUUCUGGCGGCAGGCCAAAGCCCACGAGGAGCUGACGGAGUGCAUGGUGAAUACAGAUCAGAUCUCUUACACCCUAUACUCCACCUUCGGCGCCUUCUACGUACCCACAGUGCUCCUCAUCAUUCUCUACGGACGGAUCUAUGUCGCCGCCCGCUCCCGCAUCUUUAAGACGCCAUCGGCCUCGGGAAAACGUUUCACCACAGCACAGCUCAUCCAGACCUCUGCAGGCUCCUCUCUCUGUUCCCUUAAUUCUGCCUCCAACCAGGAAGCACACCUACACUCUGGCAAUGCGGGAGGUGGAGGAGGAGGAGGGGGAGGAUCGCCUCUGUUCAUGAAUAGUGUGAAAGUGAAGCUGGCAGACAGCGUGCUGGAGAGGAAACGUCUGUGUGCAGCUCGGGAGAGGAAAGCGACCAAGACAUUGGGCAUCAUCCUGGGUGCAUUCAUUGUCUGUUGGCUCCCGUUCUUUGUCGGCACGCUUGUCAUGGCCAUAUGUAAAGAGUGCUGGUUUGAUCCAGUGCUUUUUGAUAUAUUCACCUGGCUGGGAUACCUGAACUCCCUCAUCAAUCCUGUUAUCUACACUGCAUUCAACGAUGAGUUCAAACAGGCUUUCCAAAAACUCAUGAAAUUCAGACGGUGCUCCUGAAAGACUCCACAGUGGAUUAAAACUGACAUCUGUUGGAAAAAACAGGGAGUGAAAAAAGAGAAAGACAAACAGCAUAAUAAUCAUAAUGACAGUAUAGUACACUUAAAUGUUCCAUCUUGUAAACACAUGCUAAUUGUGAUGUUUGUUUGUUUUUACCUCAAACAGCUCCGUGCCAUAGCGCUUUAGAUCCCUACAACAUAUCCUUCAUAUAGACUUAUGCAUGCAUGCUUAAAAAAAAAAGAUGAUAUUUUUAACCCCAAAAACUAUAGAACUCAUCUUAAAAAGAUAAAGAAAGGGGAUGUGAAGUCUAUUUCAUGUCACAGGGACACAAUAUCUUGGACAAAAGCAAAGAAGAAGAAGAAGAAGAAGAAGAAGAAGAAGAAGAAGAAAAGGAUUACAGUUACUGUAUGGAACGAGCAAACUCAGAGUGACUGGAUUUAAUCCAGUGGAAAGAAAAGCCAUGAAAUAUAUGUUGUCUUAAUCUCUGUGUCAUACUGUAUCUGCUGCUCACAUAUAAUGCUUCUGUGGUACAGUAAAGUUCUUACUCUAGAGAUUCAGUAAAACUGUCGCCAUAUAUGCAAUUAUAUUUUAAAGUGGUUUGUCUGUGUGUCUGUCUGUAUGAGUGUGUGUAAAGGUAGUUACUUUACUGUAAUAUAUGCGUGUUUGAAGAAGGGAGGACUGUCGAGUGUUUGACAUUCAUACAUGCUAUUCCAGUGAAGCUUGUCUCGUAAUUACAGAGACUGAAAUGGAAAACAACAUUUUCUCUCUGAAUUUUAAGCAACCCCCAGUGUCAUAGCAACAAAUAAACCCAUUCAAAAAUCUUAUGAAACGAUAUGCUCGAGCAAAAAGGACGAUAUAGGGGCAAAUGUUCAGAGUUACAGCUACUGAGGGCAAAUUGAGAAUUACCAAUUUUUGCAAUUGAAUGUGUUUAUUUAAAUGUAAAUGCUUGUUUUGCCGUUACAGAGUGUCAUUGGCAGAUUAUACGUGUCUUUAAUAGUGUCUUCAUGAAA